AUCCAGAGUUUAUUUAUCACCUGCUGUUCGGCUCGAUGGGGAACUGUCUCAGCUCUCAGAGUGCUGAUGAUCUGUCACCUCUUAAUGAGUCUGAGGGAGCGAGUUUACCAGGAGAACCUCCACCUCCCUAUCAGGAGCGUGUGCAGGUGCCUGUGUACCACCCCACACCCAGUCAGACCCGUCUGGCCACCCAGCUGACGGAGGAGGAGCAGGUACGGAUCGCUCAGCGCAUCGGCCUCAUCCAGCACCUCCCACGCGGCAUCUUCAACCCGGGAUCCGAACCUGCUGACAAGAAGAUCAAAGAGUGUGUGAUCUGUAUGCUUGACUUUGAGUACGGAGACCCGAUCCGGUUCCUGCCGUGCAUGCACAUCUACCAUGUGGACUGUAUCGAUGCAUGGCUCAUGCGCUCCUUCACCUGCCCUUCCUGCAUGGAGCCGGUGGACGCGGCGCUGCUCUCCUCCUACGAGACCAACUGAGCCUCGCUCGCUACCACCAAGACACGCCAGCACCAGGAGCAUGCCAAUCGAGUCAGCUUUGGGUCACAGGGGGGUGGGAGGGGUGUGUGUGAGUGUGUGUGUGAAGAAACGGGUGUUGGUCUGAGGAACCGCUGACCACACUGGCAUGGGGACGAACGCAGGCUUCGUUCUGAUAAUUUCUUGGCCGAAUCUUUACAUUUAAAUAUAGUCGAUUAAAAACGAUCACUUUAUUAAACCCUUUUCUUUUCAAAAUGUGCAAUACACAGGAGGAGGAAGAAACCUACCGUGUUUGAUUGAGCCUCUCUUCACUAACAUAGACGCUGCUGGUGUCUCACGUCCUGCUGAAGCACAGAGCUCUCAAAUCAGAGACAGACUGAAAAUGUGCGAAGGCUUAAUCGGCGUGUCCGACAUGUCCGUCUAAAGUUUGUCCUUAAUCCGCUUUAAAGCACCUCGUUAAUUUCGGCAGAUCGUUAACAAGCUGAAAUAAGAACACGAACAGAACCGAAAUAGGAAACACCAAGUUUUUUUAGUGUUCUUCAUAAAUUUAUAAUUAAACCUUUAAUUUCAUAUUAAUGUAGAAAAACUGUGAUACUGUUGUAAAUGUCAUGCAGUGCAGAUGUCUGAUCUUUAUUCAUUCCAGGUUUGUUUUUUUCCUGUCCCAUCCCAUAGAGAACUGCUCAGACACUUUUUUUUAUUUUUGGGGGUAAAAUUGAUAAAGACGUCUUAGUGUUUGUAUUAUAAAUGUAAAAUCACUUUUCAUGCAGCAGAGGGCGCUGGAAACUUCAAAACGCACCUUUAAAAUACACAAAUGCACCAUGUAAAUAGGAGCUUGUCGUGUCAGGAUUGUUGCCAGAUUGGGCACGAUCCCUCUUUUAAUGUUCGUUCUGGUGAGUCCUUGCUGUGGAUUUUUUUUUCUUCUAUAAACCCUUCAGUGAAGCUCAUCGAGCAGAUCGUUCUGUUUAGAUUACGACGUUCGUGUGUUUUGUUUUAUCGUGGAACUCGGUUCCUGUGCUGCUGUUUUCUUCUUUCGCUCUCGGGUUGCCAGAUGUUGUUUCUUAUUUUUGUGCCAAAUCUGAGAUUUCAAAUCAGAGUAAUAAAAAUGAAAUAUCAUUUAAAAAAAAAAAAGGAAAUCUCACUCCGGAUCUCCUUUGAAUAUUUUCUGCCUUACUUAAUGACCUAAUGUACAUAAAGCUCUUAAUCCACUUGGUUGUGAACCUUCACCUUCAGUCGGGUGUGUUUUUGUCGCGCGUGUUCGAGCGUUACACCGAAAGGCGGACGUUCGGACGAUACAAUCGUGUUUGUACGCUUUUCUGUACUUACGUGUAAAGAGCUGAAGAUUUAACGUGAUCCUUCUUUCUCUUUUUUGUCUUUUUGUAUUUUUAAAGAGAGAAAAAGAUUCUCGGUUUUGAUGCAGCUCGAUGUAGCGUCUUUUCAGUCUGUCGGCAUAAAGAAAAAGAAAUCGGCUGUUCUGUUCUGCGUCACACUGUGAGACGUCUAAUCUGAAAGAAAGAGGAUUUUUCACUACUCCUUGUGUAGAGCUGAAAUGAAUUCAGUUCGUUGUACUGCUCAGUGACUGAGUGAGUGCUGAGUACACAAAACGGGCUUUAUUUACUCUUGUCCUGUGCUAACCGGAUCCUUUUAUACGUUCACACAUGAUCUUGUGUUAUUUAUGUCGUUAUUAAGAAGAAAAAAGGUUUAUAAAAAAAAAACAAAACACCAUUUUCAUUUCUAACCACUUUAGAUUUUUUAUGUUCACGAUCUCAACCAAUGACGUUAACAAAUGCUGCGUUCAGAUUUUUUUUUUGCAGCGGAAAUGUUUCGUACUUUAAAUUUUUUCUCAGAUUAUUUAUGUAGUAAACGUGCAGUUUAGAGAUAUUUGACUGCUGUGUCUUUCUUAAGAAACCGGUGUUUAGUUUCUUUCUUUAAUGAUUGCAGCUGGUUGUGUUUUCUUGGAAAAAAAAAAACUGACCAGAGAUUGUUGUUGUUAUCUUUGGGGAAAUGUUUUGAAGCGGUCUUAGAUUUUGUUGUAUCGAGAAAUUUUGUUUGUUCGAGAUUUUAAAAUGCUGCGUCGUUGUUGCGUAAUUAUUAUUAUUAUUAUUGAGAUCUCAGAUAAUUUGUUUGCUACCUUAAGACGGCGAGAUGUUUUGCCACUCACAUAAUCGUGGUCGUUUCUCUGUUUCGUUCUUCAAGACUGUCAUCAUCCUGUCUGCAAAAGUAAUCUGUAGUUCGUUCAGGAUCUCUGAUUGUUGUGAAUGAUUUCAUUCAGAUUUGAGCUUGUCUGAGAUUUUAAUCAAUCUCACGUUUUCUGGAAAGUGUUUGCUUCUUUUUAAGCUCCCAGUUUGUUGUAUUGUGUUCUCAGACAUUGUCGCUUUAUCUCUUGUUGAUGGCAUGAAAUAAGUUACUGAUAAAUUGUUAGCACAGGAGAAGUUAGUAACUAAGGUUUGUGAAUCAUUCUGAGGCGAACAUACUGAUAAUAAGAACAUUUUUGAAAGGAAGCGUCCACAGAUAUGAUUCUGUCUCAGACAUGAGCAGAUGAUGCGUUAACAGAAACCUGUCUGUUUGCUUUAACAUAGCCGAAGACUGAUUGUUUUUUUUAAUAGGUCGCUUGUACUACAUUUCAAGUUAUCUGGAGUUGAGUAGUGUUUAGAAAUCUAGCUCUCGUACACACUUUUCUCUUUUUUCAAUGCAAAAUGAAAAAAUAGUGAUUUCAACUCAUGUGAAGUACAAUCUUUUUUUUAGGAAACAAUAUAUGACAUGAUUUGAUGCCAAGUUUGCUUCAGUAAUGUGUAGUUCUGAAUCUGAGCUGCUAGAUUGUGUGUGUGUGUGAGAGAGAGUGUGUGUGUGUGUGUGUGUGUGUGUGUGUGUGUUGUACAUGUACAAUGAUGGCACAGCUUUUAGGAAUAUGUAAAGAUGAUGAUGAUAAAUGAAUAUACAAUUAACUAAAUAAAUAAAUGAAACAUU
Tachysurus vachellii is the source of this 3437-nucleotide messenger RNA. RefSeq names its product ring finger protein 11a (gene rnf11a). Bases 36 to 476 code for a protein of 146 amino acids. NCBI's taxonomy places the organism in Eukaryota, Metazoa, Chordata, Actinopteri, Siluriformes, Bagridae. The transcript has 3 exons. The record is from RefSeq and is a predicted model, not a curated record.